This is a messenger RNA of Sinocyclocheilus rhinocerous, 473 nucleotides long. Its product is annotated as protein naked cuticle homolog 2-like. NCBI's taxonomy places the organism in Eukaryota, Metazoa, Chordata, Actinopteri, Cypriniformes, Cyprinidae. The annotation marks the transcript as partial. The transcript has a single exon. The record is from RefSeq and is a predicted model, not a curated record.
GUUCCUCUCCUCCUGCGUCCCAGCAAGAGCAGCCGUCACGGUCUUCACACGAUCAAAGCCGUUCUCGUUCCCACGAGCCCGAGACUCACGCCCAUCAGCGGCGGUCUCAGGUCCUCUCUCACCACGUGCGCGCUGGGCCCCAGUCCAUCAGAUCCCCCAGGAGCACCUCCAAAGGUGGCCAGUCUGCGGCCAAAACCAGCAAGUGCCACGGCUUCUAUCCGGCGGAUGUGUACCAUCUCGCCCAGCAGAGCCAGCCUCAGCCCUCGACGGGUCUCCAGCACAGCCACAGCAAGAGAUCGAGAGCCAGAGCCAGAGCACAGGCGCUGUCGCCCUCCAAACACACCCAACCACUGCAGCCCUCGCCCGUCAACGAACACAGCGCCGGCUUUGUGCUGCCUGUGGUCCAGCGACACGAACACCAUCAUCAUCACGAACACCAUCAUCAUCACCACUACCACCAGACGUGAUGGUAC